This is a messenger RNA of Pediculus humanus corporis (human body louse), 1077 nucleotides long. RefSeq lists its product as uncharacterized. Gene Ontology annotation, molecular function: protein binding; anaphase-promoting complex binding; ubiquitin ligase activator activity. Gene Ontology annotation, biological process: positive regulation of anaphase-promoting complex-dependent catabolic process; anaphase-promoting complex-dependent catabolic process; positive regulation of ubiquitin protein ligase activity. Lineage: Eukaryota; Metazoa; Arthropoda; Insecta; Psocodea; Pediculidae. Gene Ontology annotation, cellular component: anaphase-promoting complex. Bases 1 to 1077 code for a protein of 358 amino acids. The record is from RefSeq and is a predicted model, not a curated record. The transcript has 3 exons.
AUGUUAGGAGCCAUAGAUUACGAAAAAAGACUUUAUUUAAAACAACAGUGUGAAUUUGCGGAAAAUAUUCCUCAAAUAGGUGAAAUAAAUGUUUCACCCAUUACUUCGCCGUUGGCCAAGCCAAUGCUUGAGAGAUUUCGAUCUCCUACAAAGUGUCCCAAUGCGGAUAGAUUCAUACCAUCUAGGUCAGAAAAUUGGGAAACAAAAUAUGCUAUGAUAUCAGAGAAUAGUUCCAUACCAGCAUUAAGAAAAGCUAGGGAAUCUGGUGAAACAGGAAGAGAUGGCUUAGCCUAUUCUUAUUUACUAAAAAAUGAAGUCUUAGGAUCAAACAUUGAGGAUAUUAAAACAAAUUGUGAUGAAAGAAGAGCCCUAUCAACUAUUGAAGGCUCUAACUUGUUUCAUUAUCAGUCUCCUAAAAAAAGGCUAGAUUUUAAUGAACCAACAACACCUUAUUCACUAUCACCAGUUAGUUGCUACAGUCAAAAACUUUUACGUUCACCAAGGAAGGCAACAAGAAAAAUAUCAAGAAUACCAUUUAAAGUUUUAGAUGCACCUGAGUUACAAGAUGAUUUUUAUUUAAAUUUGGUGGAUUGGUCAUCUCAAAAUGUAUUAAGUGUUGGAUUAGGUAGUUGUGUGUACUUGUGGUCGGCUUGUAAUAGUCAAGUUACUAGAUUAUGUGAUUUAUCCAGUGAUGGAAACUCAGUGACUUCUGUGGCAUGGAAUGAAAGAGGAAAUUUAGUUGCUGUCGGUACUCAUCAUGGUCAAGUACAAGUGUGGGAUGUUACAGCUGGAAAACAGGUUUGCAAUUUGGCAUGGUCGAAACAUUCAUCGGAACUCGUGAGCACUCACGGAUAUUCACAAAAUCAAAUAUUAGUUUGGAAAUAUCCGAGUCUCGUUCAAGUGGCAAAAUUAACGGGUCAUUCGUACAGAGUUUUAUAUUUGGCCAUGUCGCCGGAUGGUGAAUCUAUCGUUACCGGAGCUGGAGACGAAACUCUCAGGUUUUGGAGCGUGUUUAGCAAAGCGAGAACGCAAAAGGAAAAUCGAUCCGUUCUUAACUUAUUUACAAAUAUACGUUAA